AGCCAACCAACCAGGAAGCGAAUGGCGGAAAUGUAGAUCUACCUCACGCUUUUAGUCAGGAUUUUUGGCGUAUUUUGUGUCUUGGAAGGAGCGAACCCUGAAGCAGGCAGCAGAUGUGUUCAGUUAGCAGCAGAAGGAGGCUCCAGUGACACAAUGCGGCCGCUGUGAUCCGCACCGUGAAUGGACAGAUGGACAGCCAGUGAUCCAGCUGAGACUGAGCGUCCUCUCGUUAACUAUAACACUGACGUAUGGGCCUGCUGCUCAGCUAGCUGAGGAAGACGGCCAUCAUGUUUCUGAAAACCUCCUUCACCACUCUGAUUGUGGGGGUGUUUGUGGUGUAUGUGCUGCACACAUGCUGGGUGAUGUAUGGGAUAGUGUACACCAAACCCUGUGACAGCCCCAAAGGAGACAACUGCAUCACACCAUUCCUGGCAGGCAACCCCAAACUGCAGUUGAGUAUCUACGCUUCGGUGAAGCCAAGCGCAGAUGGCGGCCAUACUCUGAUUCACAGAGAGGAGAACUUUGAUGUCAACAGCAAGUUUGAGAGAAUUGUCAAUGUUUCACUCCCGAAGAAAACGCGUAACAAUGGAACUUUAUAUGGAUUAAUAUUCGUCCAUCAGGCUGGCCUCAAUCCAUGGCAGGACCCACGACAGGUCCACUUAGUGGCUCAGCUCACCACCUACAUGGUCCCAAAGCCUCCGGAGAUCUCUCUGAUCUCUGGAGACGAUCAAACGCUGGAUCAGAAACAGGAGGAGCAGAAGAAGAUGAAACGUGACGAUAAACCUGCAGCAGGAACUGGAGCUAAAGGUGGAACCAGCGCUUCCUCAGACCAUCCAGUUUCUCACUGGCGCUCCCGUCUAACUCUCAACAUCGUCGGCGACCACUUCCUGUUCGACAGAGAAUACCUGCCAAGCGACGUUCACAGAUACCUCAGAGUAUUCCAGAACGGGAAGAAGAUGGUGUAUCUACCUCUGCUGUUUGUCGACGAGCUAAGCAACAGGGUCAAGGACCUGGUGGAGAUCAACAGCACCUCCACAGAGCUCCCUCUGACUGUCUCCUAUGACUCCAUUUCUCUGGGCCGCCUGCGGUUCUGGAUCCACAUGCAGGAUGCUGUUUACUCUCUGCAGCAGUUUGGUUUCACAGAAAAAGAUGCUGAUGAGAUCAAAGGGAUCUUUGUGGAUACCAACCUGUACUUCCUGGCUCUGACCUUCUUUGUCGCAGCCUUCCAUCUCCUCUUCGACUUCCUCGCCUUUAAGAAUGACAUCAGCUUUUGGAAGCAGAAGAAAAGCAUGGUGGGAAUGUCCAGCAAAGCAGUGCUGUGGAGAUGUUUCAGCACCAUAGUGAUUUUCCUCUAUUUGUUCGACGAGCAAACUAGUCUUCUGGUACUCAUACCUGCUGGGAUCGGCUCUAUAAUCGAAGUUUGGAAGGUGAAGAAAGCCUUUAAAAUCCAGGUUGUGUGGAAAGGAGGCAAACCAACAUUUGUGUUUGGGAAAUUAGACGAAUCAGAGCGAAGAACAGAAGAAUAUGAUACUCUGGCCAUGAAGUAUCUCUCAUACCUCCUUUAUCCCCUGUGCAUCGGAGGGGCAGUGUACGCGCUGAUAUUCCUGCGAUAUAAGAGUUGGUACUCGUGGUUAAUAAACAGCUUGGUGAACGGUGUGUAUGCCUUUGGUUUCCUCUUCAUGCUUCCUCAGCUUUUUGUCAACUACAAGCUGAAGUCUGUGGCUCACCUGCCUUGGAAGGCCUUCAUGUAUAAGGCAUUCAACACCUUCAUUGAUGAUGUGUUCGCCUUCAUCAUCACCAUGCCAACCUCCCACAGACUGGCAUGUUUCAGGGACGAUGUGGUUUUCCUAAUUUAUCUAUAUCAGAGAUGGCUCUACCCAGUGGACAGAACAAGAGUAAAUGAAUAUGGUAUUUCAUAUGAUGAGAAGCCCAAAGAAAAGACUCACAAGGACUAGAGGGAACAUGGGUGUUUUUUGCAGACUUCGACGAGCUGCUGCCUUCAGAUGUCAUCUUUUCUUCACCCAUAACCACAGAAAUGUUGGCAACAUUUGAAGGUUUAAUUGCUUGCACAUCAUUCCUCACUAACUGCUAAAAAACUUGAACAUCGGUAGAGAGCCAAUAUGUAGCCAGUAUUUGUCCACUCUGGGCUACUGUAGGAACCAUGCCAGGGCAUCUUGAUGGAUUUGGUGGAAGGGAAAACUUGUUAACAGAAACGUUAAAGGCUGAAACGUUCACGUUUUACUCUGAUUAAAAUAUAAAUCAGUUUCAUUACAGUUGAUCAAAGAAAUUACAGAAACGUACUCGUACUAACGUCCAAUGAGCUGAGUCUAAUGCAUCACUUUGUUGCAAAUGAACCAGAAUUUUCGUUAAAAUUCUGGUUCUAGCAGUUUUCGUUCUAGUGUGAAAUGGCAUAAAAAUCAACAAGCUAAAUCUGAAAAGCUAGCAUCAAAACGUAUGCAAAAAAAGUGUGUAGACUGGAGAACUGACUGCAUCUAAUCAAACACUGUGAUAUAAUCCACUACACUAACGGCUGUGAGGGCUUUACUAUCAUAUUUCUAUACCAGCUUACAUUCCACUGCAAAGGUUGUUUAGCUUAGAGUUUCAGGUGGAUUUUUCUAAUUUAAAUUUCUGUUAACUAAUCCUAGGAACAUGUUUCAGGCCACUUUGAAAGAUUACCUCAUAUGAUGCAUCCAAUGGGAGCAGUUUUUUUUUUAAGCCAAUCGUUUGAUUCAUAUCUUCCAUCAGGAAGAACCAACUGCUCUAUACUUAUAGUUAAAAACAUGCAAUAACUUUUUUACAGAAAACAUAAAAUAGAGGGUAAGAUUCAGUGGUUUAGUGUUUCAGUAAGAAAGUUUCAUUUUUGCAUUCGAGACAAAUGCAAAAAGAAACUUUGUUUUUUAAACGCGUCUUUUAUUGCAUAAUUAGAAUAUUCAUUAUAAAAACUUGAAUCAAGAAUAAUAUCGAUUUUAAAUGAACAAGCAUUGAAUUGGAAAAAAGUACAUAAUAGUUAUAUUUGUGAAAAAGUUUCUUCCUGUUGGCUUCUGUAAAAGCUGAUGUGGAGAUAAAGUUCUGAUGCAGAUACGGAAAAUGUAGGAUUUUAUGUAGGAGAGUUUCUGAAUGUUAAAGGAAUGAUUCGGUGUUGGAUUAAGAUGGGAUUCUGGUAAAAAACUGAGACCUUUCCUGGUGUCCUCUUUUAAGUCAACAACAAAUCGAACUUCUAAGUUAAAAAAAAAACAAGUAGAAUCUCAAAAGUCUUAUAGUGGUUUUUGCAGAUUGUAUUUUAUAAAACUUGUAAACCUUUGUUAGAUGUAUGUUAUUUAAGCCUUUUUAUGUAUUUUACAAUUGAAGACAGUUUUCCAUCAUUAGACUUCAUGUGUGAAUCGAUAAAUGCAAAGGACUUUAAAUUCAUAUUGACUAUCUAAUAUAAAAGUAAUGCAGAUUUCUCUUGCUUACUUUGAUGUAUGCAUGUCACAUGGGAAGUUUCCUUGAAGGAAAAACACCUCCAACCUCUUUUCCGGAUUAGACCAGGGUAACAAGGCAGUUUACAGGCUUAUAAAAUGGCAUUCACUUAAACUACUGUAAUAUUUUUAGACUGAUACUGGUUUCUGAUGAAAGAGGUUUUCUAAGACUUGUCCAGUCUGAAUCCCCACCAGCUUCUGUCUCUGAGGCCAACUAAUUUACAUGUUCAACAAGUAAUGCCACCAAGGUAGUUAUCUAAUGCAGGUUAGAUAAUAACUGCUUAUCUUUUAACAGAAUUCCGUUUUACAAUACUGAACUGUUCCUUUAAUGUUGGCAGGUUCAAUGUGUGAAGAUGAGUUUGGUUUUCUGUCCAUUGGUUAUGUUAUGGUUUAUUUUGCUAAAUAUAUAUAAGGGUACACUGACGUUCAUAAACCUUCUCAUUUUUUUUUUUCUGUACAUGUCAGGGCCAAGACAUUUUUGUGCCAAAUGCACGAGUGAUUUUUACUAAUUAUCUGUAAGCUUUGAAUGUGUGACAUAAAUGACCCAUCCAAUGUUUUUAAUAGACACUGAUGUUUUAGAGGGGAGAAUAUUGGUUGGAAAGUAUUAUAACACCUGGACCUAAAAAAAAAAAAAAAUAUCACGUUUUUACUCAUUUACUCCUGCUUAUUGUAAAUGUUCCUUUACAGUAUACAGACUCUAUUAGGAAUCAAUUUAUCCAUUCUUCAGAUAUCAAGAUUCUUACAGCAAGAAGGUAAAAAGAAUUGUUCUAAGCUAAUUGAGGCCAGAAAAGAUUUUCUGGAAUUUUGCAUUGAAAUUGUUUGACAUUAUUGCAAUGUUUUUGUUUUUCAUUGAAAUGUAAUAAAAAUGAUGAAUGAUAAAAUAA
Messenger RNA from Cyprinodon tularosa, 4342 nucleotides. It is a transcript of the gene clptm1l, whose product is annotated as CLPTM1 like. The transcript has 18 exons. The record is from RefSeq and is a predicted model, not a curated record. Lineage: Eukaryota; Metazoa; Chordata; Actinopteri; Cyprinodontiformes; Cyprinodontidae. The coding region runs from base 288 to 1955 and encodes 555 amino acids. Gene Ontology annotation, cellular component: membrane; endomembrane system.